AUGGUGGAAUUUGUAAGCGUAAACCCCACCGGACCGGUUCAUGUCGGGCAUACCAGGGGAGCAGUGCUCGGCAGCGCGCUGGCCAAUUCCCUGGAUGCAGCCGGCUAUUCCGUAACGCGGGAAUACUACGUGAACGACGCCGGCACCCAGAUGGAGGCCUUCUACCGUUCCGUUUAUGCCCGUUACCGUGAGGCCCUGGGCCAGGAGGCCGACUUCCCCGCCAACGGUUACGCCGGCGAAUACAUUGGCGAUCUUGGACGGGAAAUUGCCGAGUCUGAGGGAAGCCGUUUCCUGGAAAUGGAUGAGGCGCAAGCCGUUAAGGAGAUCGGUGACAUCGGUCGCGAAAAGAUGGUCUCCCUGAUACGGGCUGACCUGGAAGAGAUAGGGGUUACCUUCGACAACUGGUUCAGCGAGCGGUCUUUAUAUGGCAACAAGGAAUACGAACAGGCCAUGGACUUGUUGCGUGACAAGAAUUAUCUAUCCGAGCGGGACAACGCCCUCUGGUUCAAUUCCACCAUGCUAGGAGAUGACAAGGACAAUGUGGUGGUCAGGUCUUCCGGGGAACCCACCUACUUUGCCUCCGACAUUGCCUACCAUUACAACAAGUUUGUUAAGCGGGAAUUCCACCAGGUCAUUGACAUCUGGGGCGCCGACCACCAGGGGCACGUUCCCCGCAUGAAGGCCGCCGUGGAAGCCCUGGGCAUCGAACCGGAUGGGCUUACUGUCCUGAUUUCGCAAAUGGUGACCUUGAAACGAGGCAAUGAAGUAGUCCGCGCCUCCAAGCGCACCGGCGACUUCGUAACCCUCCGCGAGUUGGCCGAAGAGGUGGGGUCCGAUGCUUGCCGCUACUUUUUCCUGGCCCGCUCACCAUCAACCCAGAUGGAAUUUGACCUGGAACUGGCAAAGAAGGAAUCUUCGGAGAACCCGGUCUAUUAUAUCCAGUACGCCCAUGCCCGGAAUUUCAGCAUUCUCAACCUGGCGCGCAGCCGCAAUAUUGACUGGAGCCAGGGAGACGUUUCCCUACUUACCGACCCCAAUGAAUUGACUCUUAUUCGAACCAUGAUCCGGCUGCCGGAGCUGGUGGAGCAAAUUGCCCGCAGCCUGGAACCCCACCAUCUGCCGCAUUACGCCAUGGAACUGGCGACCGCCUUUCACUGGUUCUACGAGAACUGCCGGGUCAUUUCGGCCAACGCCGAGGACAACGACAUAACCCUGGCCCGCCUCAAGCUGGUGGAAUCGGCGCAGAUUGUGUUCCGGAGAACCCUGGAAAUUAUGGGGAUGAACGCCCCGGAACGAAUGUAG
Geodia barretti is the source of this 1302-nucleotide messenger RNA. The record is from the annotation of a GenBank genome assembly. Lineage: Eukaryota; Metazoa; Porifera; Demospongiae; Tetractinellida; Geodiidae.